Anopheles merus is the source of this 1697-nucleotide messenger RNA. RefSeq lists its product as uncharacterized. The transcript is spliced from 2 exons. Lineage: Eukaryota; Metazoa; Arthropoda; Insecta; Diptera; Culicidae. The coding region runs from base 915 to 1322 and encodes 135 amino acids. The record is from RefSeq and is a predicted model, not a curated record.
AAUAAUUAUAUUACAGUUUACGGGUUAGAUUCAAUCUUUUUCCUUAACUUAUACACACGAUUACAAUGUAUUUUUUUUAGCUAAUUCGACUUGAACAGCCGCUUCACUAAGAGAAGGUGAUUAUCCAGGAGACAUCAGCCUGGCAUACCCCGCGCACGGAUUAACCAAAUAUGUCAACGUGACAUAAGCCACGAGGCCGUGCAAGACACUUCCGUUUAUAAAAACCAUGCGAACACUACACGCGAUCUCUUUUCCCUUUAUUCUCUUCUCAAAGACGUAUCACAUUUUGUAAACCAUCGACAAAGUUAAAAUAAAUCUUGGCAAUCUUAAAUAAAAAAUGGUCUACCGUUCAUUCUGGUAGCCAAAACUGGUGACCGCGACGUGAUUGCCAAGAAAUAAAAUUUCUUUUGUUAUCGCGAGUGCGAGUAUUUCGACGCGAGUGCGUGUGUUUUAUUGUGAGUGUGUGCAUAGUGCGUGUAUUCCGUGAGUGCGAGCGUGCGUCGCCCGACCGAACAUUUUUACCGCCGCGAGUGAAAAUUGUGCCAGUGAAGUGUCCACAGGAUCCACGACGCCAUACGCGACACGCCAUUUUCCGACACAGCGACGCCAUUUUAUUCGUGUCGGUACAGCGCACCAUUUUAUGUCAAUCAGUUCAGCGCGCCAUUGUGUAAGAGCAGACAGCGCCAUUUUCUUCGAAACUCUACAGCGCCAUUUCGGGUUUUCAAAGCACCGUGCAGCGAAACCACGAUUUUACACGUGGCGUAAAAGAUGAUGCAACACAGCCCCGACCUGCAGCGCGCUUCCCUAGCAUUACCGCUCGUCCCAGAGGCGGCUGACAUGAGACCGGCUGAUGUUAACGACGCGGCUGCAGCAGCACCUACGAUGGAGCCCACCGCAGAGCGCCAAGUGGACACAUGCCACGCCCUACGGCUGAAUGUACCGGAGAUGAACACCAACAACCUACCGUCGUCGAACACCAGACCUACGCCACGACCAGCGCUUGCAACACCAUGGCCGAGGUACGCACGACGAACGAUUUCAAAGCACAAAUGACGCGGAAAGUGGACGACCUUAGCCGCCAGCUCAACGAGUUCAUGCGACAGAGCCGCCAAAGCGAUCGUUUCCGGACUCACCCUCGUUCACAGCCACCGACACCGCCACGUCGUGCCGCGCCAGUGGACAGUGCUACUACCAUCGCCGUUUUGGAAGAACAGCACGAUCCUGCCGACAUCCUUGCUCGUAUCCAGCCCCCGUGUCCCCGAGCUCGGGUCAACCGCCGUCAUCAGUAUGAGGAUGCGCCGGGAACUUCGGAUCGCAAGUGAACACCAUCUCACCUGUCACCAACCGGAUGGUGACACUGGACUACCUUAUCGACAUUGGCGCUGGUGUUUCCGUCAUCCCGAAGUCAGCUAAUUACAUCCCCACAAAGCCAUCUACGAUGCGGCUAUAUGCAGCCAACGGUUCGCCGAUAGUGGUAUAUGGUGAGUCCCUCCGUACAAUUGAUCUUAGUUUCUUCUUUGACAGAUCCUAUUCCUUCCUCUAUUUUGUUUUUAUUUUUUUCAGCCAAAUUGUUAAUAAAUAACACGAAAAUAAUUAUAUUACAGUUUACGGGUAAGAUUCAAUCUUUUUCCUUAACUUAUACACACGAUUACAAUGUAUUUUUUUUAGCUAAUUCGACUUGAACAGCCGCUUCACUA